Grammomys surdaster is the source of this 1540-nucleotide messenger RNA. Its product is annotated as protocadherin beta-6. The annotation marks the transcript as partial. The record is from RefSeq and is a predicted model, not a curated record. NCBI's taxonomy places the organism in Eukaryota, Metazoa, Chordata, Mammalia, Rodentia, Muridae. The transcript has a single exon. Gene Ontology annotation, molecular function: calcium ion binding. Gene Ontology annotation, cellular component: plasma membrane. Gene Ontology annotation, biological process: homophilic cell-cell adhesion.
GCUGGCAUACAUGGCAAUGUAGCCUAUUCUCUGUUUCAAGGCAGUGGAGGUUCUCAACCAUUUGUAAUAGAUGAAGCCACAGGAGAAAUUCGUCUUAAAGGGGCAUUGGAUUUUGAGACAACUCCAUAUUAUAACAUGGAAAUUGUAGCCAGAGACAGUGGAGGUCUUUCAGGAAAAUGCACUGUAGCUAUACAGGUGUUGGAUGUGAACGACAAUGCCCCUAAACUCACCAUAUCUUCACUCACUAAUUCCAUCCCAGAAAAUGCUCCUGAGGCUGUAGUUGCUGUUUUCAGUGUCUCUGACCCAGAUUCUGGGGAUAAUGGAAAGAUGGUUUGUUCUAUUCAGAAUGAACUUCCAUUUCUUUUAAAACCCACAUUCGAGAGUUACUAUUCUUUAGUGACAGAGGGGCCACUGGACAGAGAGAGCAGAGCUGAGUACAAUAUCACCAUCACUGUCUCCGAUCUGGGCACACCCAGGCUCACAAUUCAGCACACCAUAACAGUGCACGUCAUAGACAUCAACGACAAUGCCCCUGCCUUCACCCAAACCUCCUACACCCUGUUGGUCCAUGAGAACAACAGCCCUGCCCUGCACAUAGGCACCAUCAGUGCCACAGACUCAGACUCAGGCUCCAAUGCCCACAUCACCUACUCGCUGCUACCGCCCCAAGACCCGCAGCUGGCCCUCGACUCGCUGGUCUCCAUCAAUGCAGACAACGGGCAGCUGUUUGCGCUCAGGGCAAUGGACUACGAGGCCCUGCAGACCUUCGAAUUUCUUGUUGCUGCCACAGACGGAGGCUCGCCUGCACUCAGCAGCCAGGCUCUGGUGCGGGUGGUGGUGAUGGAUGACAAUGACAAUGCACCCUUCGUGCUCUACCCGUUGCAAAAUGCAUCCGUGCCCUGCACUGAGCUGGUGCCCAGGGCGGCAGAGCCCGGCUACCUGGUCACCAAAGUUGUAGCAGUGGACUCUGACUCUGGCCAGAAUGCCUGGCUGUCAUUCCAGCUGCUCAAGGCCACGGAGCCUGGGCUGUUCAGCGUGUGGGCGCACAAUGGCGAGGUGCGCACCACCAGGCUACUGAGCGAGCGCGAUGCACCCAAGCACAGGCUGGUGCUACUGGUCAAGGACAAUGGCGAUCCCCCGCGCUCUGCCAGUGUCACUCUGCACGUGCUAGUAGUGGAUGGCUUCUCUCAGCCCUACCUGCCCCUGCCAGAGGUGGCGCGUGACCCUUCACAGGAAGAAGACUUGCUCACACUUUACCUUGUUGUUGCCUUGGCCUCUGUGUCUUCGCUCUUCCUACUGUCUGUGCUGUUGUUCGUGGGGGUGAGGUUGUGCAGGAGGGUCAGGAAGGCUUCUCUGGGAGGCUGCUCUGUGCCAGAGGGACACUUUCCUGGCCACUUGAUGGACGUCAGCGGUAUGGGGACACUGUCCCAGAGCUACCAGUAUGAGGUGUGUCUUAGCGGAGACUCUGGGACAACAGAUUUCAGAUUCCUGAACCAUUAUUCGCAGUAGUGUCGUUCAGGAAUCCAACAGAAUUUUAGUG